Molecule: messenger RNA, 1041 nt
Organism: Naegleria lovaniensis
Lineage: Eukaryota; Heterolobosea; Eutetramitea; Acrasida; Naegleriidae
Exons: 1
Coding region: 1-1041 (346 amino acids)
Biological process (GO): negative regulation of transcription by RNA polymerase II; positive regulation of transcription by RNA polymerase II
Molecular function (GO): zinc ion binding; DNA-binding transcription factor activity, RNA polymerase II-specific; RNA polymerase II cis-regulatory region sequence-specific DNA binding
Source: RefSeq, a predicted model, not a curated record
AUGGAUUUAUUCUCUCCAAACGACCUCGCCAUCGAAGAUUGGAACAGUCAGAUCUUGUUACAAGAUGAUGAAGAGAAUGACUCUGAACAUGCUAAUGAGGUCGAGUCAGUAAUAUCGAGCUCCACAGGUGUGAAACAUGUUCUUCUGUCUCCACUGCACCAAAUAUAUGGAGCUGCAGCUACAUGCAAACCAACCAUGAAACCAAUAUCCCAAACCCAUCACGACCAAUCGAAUCAUUCUAUAUUACAUGAUCCACAUCCAGUGACUUCACAUUAUGUUCCCUUUCAGAUCUUGAGCCGUGAGCAUGAUGCAUGUUCCAAUAUUUUGCUCUCGAACUGUCCAUGUUCAUCCAUACCUCUUCAACCACCACGACAACUACUAACACACAAACGUUUAUUCCAACAUGAAAUUCAGACAACGAGAACUCCUCACCAUGAAUUUCCCACCCGAAUGAAAACAAAACGAACACACACAAAGAAUUCACAAUGUGAAAAUUGUGGAACUCAUUCCACUCCAACAUGGAGAAAAAAUCCAUCGACAGGUCAAACAUUGUGUAACAAGUGUGGAUUGUAUGAAUUGAGAUAUGGAAUGAAUCGACCUGCGAAGGAGGAAUAUCUCAAAUUAGGAAGAAGAAAAAGACAUGUUGCAGUAGAAGAAUCAUCUACGAGUAAUGUUACAAUGUCACCUUCUGAAGAUGACCUUUCAGAAAGUGAAUGUAAAAAGAUGAAACAGGACCAUAUAAUUUCAACUCAUGAAAGUAAUCUGAAAGGAGCUCUAAAUCAUGAAGGACAUGUACAUGGUUGGUCAUCAUUGAAUGUGUUAAAGGAUCGAUUGAAAGAAGCCUCUGAAAGAUAUCCAGACAUUAUUCAAACCUUAAUUUCACUGAUUAGAAAACAUGUUUUGACACAACCUCAAGUUCUUUCACAGAUUUUACAAACCUCUCAAAUUGCACAACAACAACAUUCAUUGAAUCAUGGAGAAUCCAGAGAUUUAUCAUUUACUUGUACAGAUAUGUUACUAUUGGAAAAAAGUAAUGAAUAA